Messenger RNA from Prorocentrum cordatum, 702 nucleotides. The record is from the annotation of a GenBank genome assembly. Lineage: Eukaryota; Dinophyceae; Prorocentrales; Prorocentraceae.
AUGAGCAGUUGCAUUAUUCACAACGUACAUAUUAUACGGUCUCACGCCCUGAAGUUUGCCACACUUCAGCUUCUGACGGAGACUCAGCUUGCCAUGGAAAGGAUUGGCAGGGGGAUCUUAAGGAUUUCAAGGACGAGGAGGAGGAAAAUGUUCAUGUUGAAUGCGUGGAGAGUUCUACGGCAGUUGCUGCUGAAGAAGCGUCGCUUGCUUCUCAAUCAAAUGAUGCUGUACUGCGCUCAGUUCCUUUGGAUUAUUCUCUGCACUCUGCUCCUUUGGAUUAUUCUCUGCACUCAGUUCCUUUGGACUAUUCUCGAGUGCAAAGGGAAGGUGGGGGCCCCGAGGCGCUGCCGUUGGCACCCUCGAAAACCCACGGAGAGUGCGAAGUUGACCAGCGUAAAGAUAACUGUGCUUCUCCUUCCCGGCUCUGUUCAGAUGAGUUGCAGAGCAAUCGAUCUGAGUGUCAAGCUGCCAGGGACUGGGCCCGCGCCAAUGGCGAUGCAGUUGCUCUUUGGCGGGAAUUCGAACGGCUCCCCAAAGAUGAGUUUCAUGCUCGGAUCGAGGCGCUCAAGGCAUGCAAACUUCGAAUGGGAAUUGAGAGUCCCGAGGAGGCGCCGAGUCCAGAGAGGGAUGCUGGCCGUGGGGAAGGCCAGAGGCACCGCAGAAACAGGAGGCGGGCAAGGGCGAAGGCUCAGGCAGUUCUAA